AUGUUCGCACCUUUCCACCUUUCGAUCUUCCGCUCCCCUCCAGGACUCAGACGCGCCAUGAUACCUCUCCGGUUCGCCAUACAAAGGCCGACGCCUCAGGAGGCACUAUCAUGCUCACGGUGCCUGAUUCGAUCCAGGAUCAGUCGCCCGUCUGCGAUUCGUGGAUUCCUAUCAUCCUCACAUCGGCAAAACGGGAUCGCCGAGAACCAGAUCUCCGCCCUCCAAAAGACAUACUUUUCUCCUAAUCGGGCUCAGGAUGGCUCGGUUAAGAGAUUAGCAUUUCAUUCCUCCUCUGCAUCUGCCAAUUCCGUGAACUCAUCAACGUCACAAUCUGCAAGCAAUGCGCCUCAAAGCUCGACCAAUUCAGCCCCAUCUGGGUCAAUUGCACCAGAAUCUCAGAAUCAUGAGCUUCCACAUCGACGGAGGAAGCGAUUGAAGGAACUUGAAAUAGAAAAUGGCAAAGAAGAACACGCCAUCUCGCCCGAUGCAUCGGCUCAAUUAUCAAAUUACUCAUCCGCUCUUCCCUCCACCUCGAUACGCCGGAAAUUUGCAGCCUACCUCGCCUUGACAAAACCCCGGUUAUCUUUCUUGAUUCUCCUCAGCACAACAUCUGCUUACAGCAUGUAUCCUAUCUCAUCUCUGCUCACCCUUGACCCGGCAAUGACACAACUCCCCACUCUCUCAACCUCGACCUUGACUUUCAUAUACUUGACCAUCGGUACGUUCCUAGCAAGCUGCAGUGCCAACACAAUGAACAUGGUAUUUGAACCUAAAUUUGACGCGUUGAUGUCCCGCACCCGAAACCGCCCACUAGUUCGGGGACUAAUGUCCCGCCGCGCGGCUGUGUUCUUCGCUAUUGGCACUGCAGCUGUUGGUCUCGGAUCGCUAUACAUUGGAACAAAUCCUACUGUUACUGCUCUGGGCGCAGCGAACAUUGUGCUCUAUGCAUUCAUAUAUACGCCUCUAAAGCGCAUCUCUGUCAUUAACACAUGGGUUGGAGCGCUGGUAGGAGGCAUUCCCCCAUUGAUGGGUUGGGUUGCAGCUGCUGGACAAGUAGCAACAACAGGUCAUGACACCUGGCGCGACAUGCUCUUCAGCGAAGACAGCAUUGGCGGUUGGCUCCUCGCUGGAAUUCUGUUUGCGUGGCAAUUUCCACACUUCAACGCACUCUCCCAUACUAUCCGUGAAGAAUACAAGGGUGCCGGCUACCGGAUGUUAGCAUGGGUUAACCCGGCCAUGAAUGCUCGUGUCGCAUUAAGGUACUCUGUACUCAUGUUCCCCAUCUCAAUUGGCCUUUGGUGGAUUGGUACCGUUGGCCAUGGGUUUUUGGUUGGAAGUACAAUCGCCAAUGGAUGGCUUGUCCGCGAGGCUUACCGCUUCUGGAAGCACCAGGGUACCCAAGGUACCGCCCGUGGCCUUUUCUGGGCUAGUAUUUGGCAGUUGCCUAUUCUUCUUGUCGGAGGUAUGGUGACAAAGAAAGGCCUGUGGGACGGCAUCUGGCAAAAGAUCUUCGGCCAUCCCGAGGAGGACGAUGAUGAAUAUUUUUAUUAUGAAGACGAAGAAUAG
Penicillium taxi is the source of this 1566-nucleotide messenger RNA. It is a transcript of the gene cox10, whose product is annotated as protoheme IX farnesyltransferase. Gene Ontology annotation, cellular component: mitochondrion; mitochondrial membrane. The transcript has a single exon. Bases 1 to 1566 code for a protein of 521 amino acids. Gene Ontology annotation, biological process: heme biosynthetic process. Gene Ontology annotation, molecular function: protoheme IX farnesyltransferase activity. NCBI's taxonomy places the organism in Eukaryota, Fungi, Ascomycota, Eurotiomycetes, Eurotiales, Aspergillaceae. The record is from RefSeq and is a predicted model, not a curated record.